Brachypodium distachyon (stiff brome) is the source of this 2125-nucleotide messenger RNA. RefSeq lists its product as uncharacterized. The transcript has 2 exons. The record is from RefSeq and is a predicted model, not a curated record. Lineage: Eukaryota; Viridiplantae; Streptophyta; Magnoliopsida; Poales; Poaceae. Bases 168 to 1889 code for a protein of 573 amino acids.
GCCUGUGGCCCAUUUUCUCACGGAGAGUCCCCAAUCCUCACUUUCGCUCUCCAUAGGGGGGAACCCGGCCGGACUGCCGGCGCAAAUCCGAUCUCGAUUCCAGUUCCGAUUCCUUCCAAACCCCCCCACAAAAAUCAAAUCGAGUCUAGGCUGUAGAGGAACUUGAGAUGAAGGAUCUCAAGUUCCGAUUCCUUCCGCCGCAUUACGACUCCGGCGACGCAAGGCCAUGCUUUUCGCUGCUAGAAAAGCACGCCUACCUCGUCCGCCGCCAAAACGCCACAACCGCCGCCUGCGACCUCGACAGCGGACGGAUCCAGGCCACCUUCUGCGCCGCCCACCCGCCACGCGCAUCCUACUUGUGCAUCCAUGCCACCGGCUUGGGUCGCACUAAGCUCCGCGCCGAGCCCCAGAUCUUGGCCACGGAGGGGCCCCUCGCCGUCAUCCGCGUCGUCGUCAACCGUCGCAAGUCGUUCGUGGAGGUGGAGUACUUCGUCUACCACGCCGGCAGCAGCUCCUCCGAGGGACGCCGGCCGCCGUCGCUCAAGCGCAUCCCGAACCCCGCACCCUACUUUUUCUUCAACGAAAAUACGGUUGCCAUCGUGCGCCACUGCCCUCGUCAAGCCAGCACCCGGCGUCGCCCCGGCGGCCUCAGUGCCUGCGCCCUGCGCCCCAACCGACGAGACAGCAAGGAGGAGGAGGAUCAUGACUGCGGCGACUGCAACUACAUCAUCGCGGCACUCCGCAACGACGGGUCCAACACCAGGGCACCCUACCAGCUCUGCCGGUACCACUCCAAGACUGAAACUUGGAGCCCUCCCGAGCCAAUGGAAACCGAGUGGGAGCACGGACCUUACCCUUCCGGUUCCUCCUGCAAGGCCAUUACCAUCGGAGGAGAGCAAGGCACAGUGGCCUGGGUCGCUCUCAACAAGGGCGGCAGGGGUAUCAUCUUUUGCGACGUGCUCACAAUAACAGACAGCAGCCCCCGGCCUCCGGUGCUUCGCUGCCUGGACAUGCCGCCGAAAAUCAAGACUUUCAGUGGACGUUCAUAUUAUGUCCGGGAGAUUGACCUCGUCGACGGCUUCAUCGUCUACAUCGAGUUGCAGAUACGUGACCUUGCGCCAGACACACCUACAGAUGAAUAUGUUUGGAUGGCCAGCACAUGGAAAUUCAAGAUCGACUCAUCUUUGCCGUUUUCAUCUAUCCAAUGGCAGCGGGGAUGCAAGUUAGGCUCCUCUGAGGUCAACAAAUCCAUGCGUGAUAAGCUUAAACUUCGCGAUGCCGAAACAAUCUGCAAGAUAGGCCUGCCCGUCCUGAGCCUUCAUGAGGAUGGCAUUGUUUACAUCCUCACCACCCUUUUCCGCGAGAAGAGGCACACCAAGUCAUGGGUGCUUGCCAUUGACAUGAAAAAGAAGAUGGUGCAGGAGCUGGACGAGUUCGAGAACAACCGAAAAGUCUACUUAUUCGGGGGCUUCUUGAUUCCAAGUAGGAUCACCAAAUAUCUCCAACUUGAUCCAGAUACAACAAAGCAAAACCACAAGCGACAAAAGAUGAUGCUGCAACGACACUCGUGCGUGGACCUGCCCGGAGUCGCCAUUGAGUCCCAUUCAGAUAUGGAGUUAGAUGAUGAUGAGGAGGAGGAAGAAGAAGAGGAGGAAGACAAUGGGCCAUCCCUGCCAGAGCCAAAAGCACAAACCCCAGAGGAGCUAGCACUGGAAUUGGCAUGCAAGCCGUGGCUUCUUAACUUAGAGGAGUUGGUACUGGAGAAGUCAGGCAAGUCGUGGAACGAGGUACUCCAAAGCCGAGGCAGUGCAGUUCCCGUUUCGGAGGGAGAAGUGGAGGACGUGGAGGAGGCGAGCAAGAAGCCACGGACAUAUGAUUGGAUUAUCUGAUGCCUUUUGGCUGCUUGACAUUUGUGCACACUUAGAUUAUCCUGUGUCUUUUGUUUAGUAAGAGUAUGCUAACGGAUUCACUUGGGUGUCGCUUAAGAUUAAUGUUAGCUAUGGGGUCUCAUCACUAGCACCUGUUUUGAACUCUGCGUGUCAUCUGCUUGUCAGUUCGUGAAAUUAUGACCAACUCAUUAAGCCUGAAAUUUAAUCCUUUGUUUGUGCAGAAUUUUCUGCUGCAA